CACUACUCUUCCACUUUCAGAUCAUUUUGAAACCCAAAAAGCUUUCUAAUGGCAACAAUAUUAAUAUCAAUCCUUCCCUUCAUGAAAAAGAAGUGUUAGUAAUAGUACUGUUAUCCUAACAGCUUUGAAGGGCUCAUUUUGCAUGGCACAUUAAAAUCACUUUUAGUCAAACUAAACUUCACACAUUUCCCAUUUCACCAUGUCAUCAAAAUCUCACAUCUUCACUUAUAUUAUUUAGAGGAGAAAACAAUACACAAAGAUCGAUCUUUGGUCAAAAAAACAAGCUGGAAUUUAGCACAUAUAUAUAUAUAUAUAUACAUAUAUAUAAUGGGAUAUGGUACGACUGAAAGUGUUGAUGAUCAAGAUCAUCGCGAAAAGAUGACGAGAAACGCUCAAGCGAACCGUGUGAUGAUGGAGAUAGAGGCCGGGAAGGCGGCGGCGGGAAACGGGCUAGUAGCGGCGGGGUGCGGUUUGAGCCCAUUGAGCGAGACGCUUUGGAAGGAGACGACGAAUACAGAGCUUGUUGGAGAUGUUUCUGCAAGGCUGACAUGGAAGGAUCUGACUGUGACCGUCACGCUUAGUAAUGGGGAGACGCAGAAGGUUCUAGAAGGCCUCACCGGCUACGCCGAGCCGGGGACUUUCACCGCUCUCAUGGGCCCCUCAGGCUCCGGCAAAUCCACUCUUCUUGAUGCUCUCUCUAGUCGCUUGGCUACAAAUGCUUUUCUCUCUGGCUCAAUCCUUCUCAAUGGUCGCAAGAGAAAGCUUUCUUUUGGCACUGCAGCCUAUGUGACACAAGAUGACAACUUGAUUGGGACUCUUACGGUGAGGGAGACGAUUUCUUACUCAGCGAGGCUGCGGUUGCUGGAUAAGAUGGCGUGGUCGGAGAAGCGGGCGCUAGUGGAGAGCACCAUCAUAGAGAUGGGGCUUCAAGAUUGUGCAGACACUGUGAUUGGGAAUUGGCAUUUGCGUGGGAUAAGUGGUGGAGAGAAGAGAAGAGUGAGCAUUGCUCUUGAGAUCUUGACAAGGCCUAGAUUGCUCUUCCUUGAUGAGCCUACUAGUGGACUUGACAGUGCUUCUGCUUUCUUUGUGACACAAACAUUACGUGGCUUGUCAAGGGAUGGGAGGACUGUGAUAGCCUCAAUUCACCAGCCUAGCAGUGAAGUUUUUGAGCUGUUUGAUCAAUUGUACUUGCUCUCUGGGGGCAAGACUGUUUAUUUUGGUCAGGCUUCUGAGGCGUAUGAGUUCUUUGCACAAGCUGGUUUUCCUUGCCCUGCUCUGAGGAACCCAUCUGAUCAUUUUCUAAGAUGCAUUAAUUCUGACUUUGAUAAAGUCAAAGCCACUUUAAAAGGGUCCAUGAAACUAAGGUUUGAGGCAAGUGAUGAUCCUAUGGAGAAGAUUACAACUGCUGAAGCAAUUCGAACUCUCAUCGACUCCUACCGAACUUCUCAAUACUGCUACGCGGCAAGAGAAAAAGUUGAUGCUAUAUCCAAAGUUAAAGGAGAUGUUCUAGAUGCGGGAGGAAGUCAGGCCAGUUUCUUGAUGCAAGCCUGUAUGUUGACCAAGCGGUCUUUCGUCAACAUGUCGAGAGACUUUGGCUAUUACUGGCUCAGGCUGGUGAUUUACCUUGUGGUCACAAUUUGUAUAGGAACCAUCUAUUUGAAUGUGGGGACAGGCUACAAUUCAAUCCUGGCAAGAGGCUCAUGUGCAUCUUUCGUCUUUGGAUUCGUCACAUUCAUGUCGAUUGGUGGGUUCCCUUCAUUUGUGGAGGAUAUGAAGGUUUUCCAAAGAGAGAGGCUGAAUGGUCACUAUGGUGUGACUGCAUUUGUUAUCAGCAACACAAUCUCUGCCAUGCCAUUCCUGAUACUGAUCACAUUUCUCUCCGGAACCAUUUGCUAUUUCAUGGUCCACCUCCAUCCAGGUUUCAUGCAUUACCUGUUCUUUGUGUUGUGCCUUUACGCGAGUGUCACCGUCGUUGAGAGCUUGAUGAUGGCCAUAGCCAGUAUCAUUCCCAACUUCCUGAUGGGAAUCAUCAUCGGAGCUGGAAUUCAGGGCAUAUUCAUGUUGGUGUCUGGAUACUUCAGGCUUCCAAAGGACAUCCCAAAGCCUGUCUGGCGUUAUCCAAUGUCAUAUAUCAGCUUCCACUUCUGGGCUCUACAGGGACAAUACCAGAAUGAUCUGAUGGGGUUGAUGUUCGACAACCAGACGCCAGACCUGCCCAAAAUCUCAGGUGAGUUCAUCCUGGAAAACAUCUUCCAGAUCGACAUACACCGGUCGAAAUGGGUGGAUGUCAGUGUGAUCUUCAGCAUGAUUGUGAUCUACCGCAUCAUCUUCUUCAUCAUGAUCAAGAUCAAUGAAGAUGUGACACCUUGGGUGAGAGGUUACAUAGCAAGGAGAGUAAUGCAACAGAAGAACAAAAGCCAAGGUGCAACCGCUUCUCCUGACGGCCUUUCUCAGUCCCCUUCAUUGAGGAACUACGUGGCCAAUACGACGUCU
Molecule: messenger RNA, 2493 nt
Organism: Morus notabilis
Lineage: Eukaryota; Viridiplantae; Streptophyta; Magnoliopsida; Rosales; Moraceae
Product: ABC transporter G family member 11
Exons: 10
Cellular component (GO): membrane
Molecular function (GO): ABC-type transporter activity; ATP binding; ATP hydrolysis activity
Source: RefSeq, a predicted model, not a curated record